Molecule: messenger RNA, 819 nt
Organism: Aspergillus udagawae
Lineage: Eukaryota; Fungi; Ascomycota; Eurotiomycetes; Eurotiales; Aspergillaceae
Exons: 1
Coding region: 1-819 (272 amino acids)
Cellular component (GO): cytoplasm
Molecular function (GO): phosphatase activity
Source: RefSeq, a predicted model, not a curated record
AUGCCACCAAUCAUCCAUUGCGUUCGUCAUGGGCAAGGCUUUCAUAAUGUGGGUGGCGGUUGCUAUACCAUUCCUGACCCACGUUUGACACCAACCGGGAAGAGUCAAUGUGAAUCCCUUCGUAAUGGCGCCUUCUUUGACCAGUCGAAAUUUUCACUUAUCCUGUCUUCACCUAUGUGCCGAACACUUCAAACUGCAUCUCUGGUUUUCCAGACAGCUCUGACGUCGACUCUCAAAUCCCCAAGAAUUAUCGCCUUCCCUGACGCUCAGGAAACGUCAAGUGACCCGUGCGACAUUGGCUCGGACCCAGACAUCCUACGACGCAUCGUGGAAAAGGAGAAAUGGCCUGUGGACCUUUGUUUGGUGAAAGAUGGCUGGAACCAAAAGAAGGCUGGAAGCCGCUAUAGUCAGAGCAACGAUGCAAUCAGAGCUCGAGCCCGUGAUGCUCGACUGUUUUUGCGCGGGCUUUUACGGGAGCUGGUUUCAAAUGGGGAUGACGAUGCGGAAAUUGUUCUCGUCACACACGGUGGAUUUCUGCAUUAUCUUACGGACGACUGGGAGGACUCAUAUCGCCACCCAGGUACUGGAUGGUACAACUGCGAGACACGUGCUUAUGUCUUCGAAAGCGAUUUUAGGUCCAAUCACGAUGAAGAGGCCUGGUUGAUGGAAACAAGAGAAAGUCGGUGGAGGCGUGGCAAAGAUCAUCCUAUGUAUGGAAAGAAGGACCAGGUCAAGCUUUUCACUGCAGCGAUGGAGCGUUGGCAGGGCCAAGGGCUGCAACGACCGGACGAAGUAGAUCUGGAUUUGGAGGUUGGAUAA